UAAUAUUCAGAUAGUCGGAAGAGACACACACGUUGUUAGCUUUGUAACUUCUCCAGGCAGCACUGCUCAGAUGGAGGCAGGAGCGUUUCCCGGUCCCACACGGGGCUCCUCCUUUUUAAAGCUCGGCACCCCUCGCGAGCCGCUCGCCUCAUUGUUUUGCUCCAGCAUUAACUACAUUCCAAAGGGACGCAGCGCGCCCUGGUCUCCUUCCUCGCAUUCUUUCCGCAGAAACGAGUCCCGAGGUCCGUAUUAACGAUAAAGACUCCCGCCUGCCGGAGCCGGGCCGCCUAAACCGCCGGCCUGUUUUCAGAAGUGCCCCAGUGAUUUAUUUCAAGCGACUGGGAAUGCCAUGCAAGGAGGGUUUUUGAAGAAGCUGUGAAACCUACACGGGAGGGAGAGAGCGGGGGGGAAAUUCCUCCGCGCAGCGCGCCAUUGACUGUAAAAGACCUUUCAACUAGUCUGAAAUUGACAAACGUCUGGCUCUUUGGGGGGAAGAAGGGUUUUGUGCGGGUGGAUUUUCAUCUGGAUGCCCGAAUGUCGUGCUGUGCGCUAAUCUGAUCGGAAAGGGAGCCGCUUUCUUUUUCUUUCUCUCUUUUUUUUUUUUUUUUUUUUUUUUUUUUUUUUUUAGAUGAUCCGACGGGCUGCGCUUGGGAUCCGACACAUGCUUUUUGAUUCCCCAUGUGAAGUGGAAUUGCUGCGAACUCCAACUCUGUAGUUUUUAGACACGCUUCCCUCCGCUCGCUCGCUUUGCUCCUCGGAUGCAAAGCAGGGAGGGGGAAGGAAAACCCAUGGCCAAGUACGUGGAGGAUGCGGCACUGGCCGCAAGUAAGUUAAUGGAGGAUCUUUCUAUAUACGAGGGCACGUACAGUUUGAGGAGAGACAUGGUCAUUCACCCGAAUAUGGAUCUGAUUCCCGAGCAGAAAAGUAGACGGAUGAAUGGCAGUCCCUCGGCUCCUCAACAGGUCCACGCGUUUGAGAAUUAUCCCCCCGGGAAUAAAGUUUAUAACGCGUCGCCUCUGCGCUCGGCCAAUGGAAACCGAUUGGUCCCCCUGGAUUUUUGCCCGACCCAGAGGGAUCCGGUGUACUGUGAGGAUGGCCAUUGUACGAAGUCCGAAGUGGCCCUGCCGUGCUACGGUGGAGCACCGGAGCGUCACCGGAGGUACUCCUUGGAGGUCCAGGGGCAUCGGUGCAGCGGCGCGAGCGCGUACGACAGCGUGCAGCUGAACAAACCGGCGCCCUUCCCUCCUUUCGCCGGCAGCAGGACCGGCACUGUCUGCGUUGGAACCGGUCAGGACGGCAGGUACGGCGCCACGAGCCCCCGGUCCAGCUUGGCGUCCUCUCUGUCCUCCCAGGAUCAGAGCAAGCACCCAAGCCCGAGGUCCAGCAUCAGCAGUCCCCGGACCAGCCUGGUCGUGCCGGGUCAAGACAAAUUUGCAAGCCCUCGCUCCAGCCUGGUGCAGUACGAGGGCAGCGCAGCUCUCAGCCCCAGGUCCAGCUAUGCAAGCACGGCCAGCGACACCAGUAAGCAUUCGAGCCCCAGGGCCAGUCUGAACAGCUACGACUGCAGCAGCAAACCCAGCAGCAAUCGCACCAGUGGCAUCAGCAUGGGAUAUGACCAGAGGCAUAUCAGCCCGAGGUCCAGCACUGCCAGCCAGUACUCCUGCACCACCAGCCCCCGGUCUAGCUACUCCGAUUCUAGGUACAUGCCGCCGGGAAGCAGCGAUCUGGAAGGUGCUGUGACACCCGGCUUACCCGCGGCGAGCGCCGGCAUGGCCGCCAACUGCGUGCUCAGCCCCCGCUCCAGCAUUUCCAGUCACAGUUCCCGAAGUUCCCGCAGUUCGCGCGGCUCCAUGAGCACGUACCCGGACCUACAGCUGCCCUCGCCGCGGUCCUCGCUGCUGGCCACCGGUUUGCUGGAGGACGCCGUCGCCCCGGACUUCGGGGACCCGAGUUUCCUGCACGGCGUGCCGCAUCAGCAGUGCACCCAGGGGGCAUUAAUCUCCGAAGCGGCGGCUUCUCUGCAGGCGCCCUUUAAUUACAGCAGCCCCACGAAAAGCUCGACCCCGGCCCAGAGGCUUAAGUUGCCGUACCAAGUUACCCCAUGCCGAGAGGCUGGCCCCAGCCAAGCAGAGAAGAGAUUAGAGGAGCUGACGCUGGAGCUCGAGAAGGAACUGGAGAUGCAUAUGAAAAAAGAAUAUUUUGGUAUCUGUAUCAAAUGUGGGAAAGGUGUGUACGGAGCAAGUCAGGCCUGCCAAGCCAUGGGGAACCUUUACCACACCAACUGCUUCACCUGCUUCUCCUGUGGGAGGAGGCUGAGAGGAAAAGCUUUCUACAAUGUCAACGGCAAGGUCUACUGUGAAGAAGACUUCCUGUACUCCGGCUUCCAGCAGACGGCUGAUAAGUGCUUCGUUUGCGGACAUCUCAUCAUGGAGAUGAUCCUCCAGGCUCUCGGCAAGUCUUACCACCCAGCUUGCUUCCGCUGCGUCAUCUGCAACGAGGCCCUAGACGGGGUUCCCUUUACAGUGGAUGUGGAGAACAACAUCUACUGCGUGAAGGACUACCACACGGUUUUUGCUCCCAAAUGCGCCUCCUGCAAGCUGCCCAUCCUUCCUGCCCAGGGCUCUGAAGAGACCAUCAGGGUUGUGUCUAUGGAGCAGGAUUACCACGUGGAAUGUUAUCACUGUGAGGACUGCGGACUUCAGCUGAAUGAUGAGGAGGGGCACCGUUGUUUCCCCCUGGACGGUCACCUGCUCUGCCACAGCUGCCACCUGCGCAGGCUCAAGCCGCAAGUGCCCCAGCAUCUGCCCCAAGGGUACCCCAUGCACGUCACCGAGCUGUGAAGCCCCUAGCGUGGCACUUAAGAGUGAGACUGGACACCAAAAUGGGGGAGGGGGGCAGGAAGGAGGCAGGAGCCUGAGACGGGCCAGACACUGUGGGGGAACGGGCACAUCAGCCCCAGCGGGGCAAAAAGCAGGACCCGGUGUCACAACAAGGGCACCUCCUGUCACUCAAAUGUCCCCAGCCAGCUCCGCGUGAGGUCAUCAAAGUGUCAAAGACCGUGAUAGGUCAAGGCCACUAUGCUGGCCCCGCCCUCGGUUGUGUUAUGAUUUGACCUGCCCUUGCCCUUUAACCCUUUGCAUUCCAGGGCCAAAGUGAAAAUGAUUUUGUGACCCCCUCCCCCCUCAAUCCUCCACGACUGAAGAUGCAGCCUGAGGAGUGCCAGCUCUCCUGCGGGGGGGUGUCUGAUCCUCUGGUCCGGCCCCUCACUAGGAAUUUUGCACUUAAGCUGGCUGCCCUGUGACUGGCUCUCCCCUGUGCCAUGUGACACACCGUUAGAGGACAUGUUGGUGAGGCUAGCUGCCACUUGCCUGGCCGUUUGGCAAUUUUUAACAUAAUAUAAUCUUAAAAGAUCUAUGAGCAGUCAUUAAUUAUAAUAUUCAUAAUGAUUUAGAUGUACAUAGGCUGUACAAAUUUCUUUUUAUAAAAUUAUAUAUAUUGAAUAAGCAUAAGAAUUUAAAAUAGUAUUUUUUUUAUUUUUAUUUUUUAUUUGCCCAUUGUCCAAUGGAGUUCAAGGCUUGGUAUUUGACACACAGUCUUAAGAUAUUAUUGGUCCAUUGCCCCCUUUUUUAAGUGGGUGCGGGGGGGGCACAUUCAAGAAUCUCCCGUUAUUAUUGGUGUCCAGGUGUGGUUCGCAGACCGUUAGAACCUCCAUAUUGUUCAGACACUGGUUUUUUGUAGCU
This is a messenger RNA of Paramormyrops kingsleyae, 3740 nucleotides long. RefSeq names its product Wilms tumor protein 1-interacting protein homolog. Gene Ontology annotation, molecular function: transcription corepressor activity. Gene Ontology annotation, cellular component: transcription regulator complex; P-body; adherens junction. Gene Ontology annotation, biological process: negative regulation of hippo signaling; response to hypoxia; regulation of DNA-templated transcription. The record is from RefSeq and is a predicted model, not a curated record. NCBI's taxonomy places the organism in Eukaryota, Metazoa, Chordata, Actinopteri, Osteoglossiformes, Mormyridae.